CCAUAUAGUAUAUACAAUACAUGAUUUGUCCCGUUGACCUUUUCCCCCUGUAAGUCAAUUAUCUCUUUGUCCCGGUAUCUAUCUCUCAGACACUCAUUCGAUCGUCAUAUCUCUUUGGGGCCCAAAUUUUCAGAGUGUAAAUGGGUAUAUUUCCUUGGUUUGGUGGCUGGAUCAGUCAGAACACACAACAGCCUAAAAAAUCUGAAAAUGUUAAAUCCAAGCCAGUGAGAGAGACAAAAACUCACAAUGAGAGAGAUGAGAUGGAGCAAUUAAAACUAUGGAGAGACGCAAAUAAGAAGGAACAAUAUCAAGAACCUCCUCCUACUGUGAAGGUGCGCAUAGACCAUAAAUUAGAUGGCCUUUCCCGUAUGGAAAUGGAAUUUAUAUUAGGAUUGCCACCUCAAACAGCUUACGACGUUUUAACUAAUCAAGACAACAAAUCAUACUCCAGAGAAAAGAACGACCGUCCACUUCUGAAAGCCGUAUCAAGAAUAGUUACAUCAGAGAAGGAUGAAGGAGAAGGGCAUAGGCCGAUCGUGAAGGUUGAGAAAGAGUUGUCAUGGAAAUUCCUUUUCUUGUCAGGAACUCUCCCAAUACGUCUAAUUGUCCUCGAAGAACCAAAAAAACUUUAUGUAGACUACUUGAAAGAUGGAAAAGGAAUAAGGACCAUGGAAACGUUCGAGGGUAGGUAUACAGUGGAGCCAGUAUAUGUUGAUGCAGAACGCUUGUGCAAGCACAUGAAGCCAAAGAGUCCAGAAGAAUACAGAAAAUGUAGUGGUGGAAAAGGAUUGAUUGCGUCCAAGGUUAAAGUGGACCAGACUUUUAGGCCUGCUUCUCCUUGGGAUCUGCCACUGCUGUCUUCGUACAUGCGCCGGUUCACUAUCGAGACCACUAAGAAAGUGGCUGAAGAUCUUCAAAUUCGGGCUGCCGACAUUCGAGGUAUUCCGGAGCUGAAAGGCGGAGAUUAGUUGCUGCGGGCGGUCCCUCCGACCCGAGUCGGGGGAAGAACCCGGAGGAUUUUGGAUCAGGGUCGUCGAAUAUCUGCU
This is a messenger RNA of Brassica napus (rape), 1046 nucleotides long. RefSeq lists its product as uncharacterized. Bases 141 to 968 code for a protein of 275 amino acids. The transcript is spliced from 5 exons. NCBI's taxonomy places the organism in Eukaryota, Viridiplantae, Streptophyta, Magnoliopsida, Brassicales, Brassicaceae. The record is from RefSeq and is a predicted model, not a curated record.